Lathyrus oleraceus (garden pea) is the source of this 3072-nucleotide messenger RNA. RefSeq lists its product as uncharacterized. The coding region runs from base 1 to 3072 and encodes 1023 amino acids. The transcript is spliced from 4 exons. NCBI's taxonomy places the organism in Eukaryota, Viridiplantae, Streptophyta, Magnoliopsida, Fabales, Fabaceae. Gene Ontology annotation, biological process: DNA integration. Gene Ontology annotation, molecular function: RNA-DNA hybrid ribonuclease activity; nucleic acid binding. The record is from RefSeq and is a predicted model, not a curated record.
AUGGCUGAGAAGAAAAGAAAAACGGCUCUCGAAGCCGAGAUAACUAACAUGGCUGACGAAGCCACAUAUGGUGAAAUUUAUAAUGCAGGACCUGGGGAGUACUUUAAACCAAAACCCCAUGACGAACAGGUGCCUAUGGAAUUAACAUACCAGAGGUUAGAUGCCAUCUACGACGAAGAGCCUCUAGGAUUUGAAAAAGAUCCAGUGAUAUCGAGUGCGAAGAUGUUAGCGCAAGAUCCCCUUGAAGAAAUCGAUCUUGGAGUUGGGAGCACAAAAAGAAUCACCUACAUCAGCAUUAAACUGGACCCCAAGUUGAAAGUAAGAGUAAUUGAACUGCUAAGAGAAAACAAAGACUGCUUUGCUUGGGACUAUGACGAGAUGCCUGGUUUGAAGAGGGAACUGGUCGAAUUGAAGUUUCCUAUCAAGGAUGGCAAGAAGCCCAUCAAGCAGACUCCAAGGAGAUUCGCACCAGAGAUCCUCUCAAAGAUAAAAAAAGAGGUCGAAAGACUUCUUCGAUGCAAUUUCAUCAGGACCACAAGGUAUGUCAAAUGGAUUGCAAACAUAGUUCCUGUAAUUAAGAAAAAUGGCUCUUUAAGAGUAUGUAUAGAUUUUCGUGAUCCAAAUGCAGCAACUCUUAAAGAUGAGUAUCCAAUGUCUGUGGCAGAGAUGUUGGUUGACUCAGCUGCAGGCUAUGAAUAUCUUAGCAUGCUUGAUGGAUAUUCUGGCUAUAACCAGAUUUUCAUUGCUGAAGAGGAUGUUUCCAAAACAGCCUUUCGAUGUCCAGGGGCAAUAGGCACUUAUGAGUGGAUAGUUAUGCCCUUUGGUUUAAAAAAUGCUGGGGCAACGUACCAGCAAGCAAUGAACUCUAUAUUCCAUGAUUAUAUAGAGACAUUUAUGCAGGCUGGAGAUUUUCUGGGCUUUGUGGUCCACGAAAAGGGGAUAGAAAUCAGUCAAAAUAAGACGAAGGCUAUUAUGGAGACCAAAGCACCAUCAAUUAAGAAAGAAUUGCAAUCGUUAUUAGGAAAGAUAAACUUCCUGAGAAGAUUCAUCUCAAAAUUAAGUGGUCGAACUCAAGCCUUCUCUCCCCUCCUACGCCUGAAACAAGGGAAGUACGAAUGGAAUGAUGAACAUCAAAAGGCAUUCGAAAAGAUCAAGCAUUAUCUGACGAAUCCUCUUAUCUUGUCACCACCAUGUGGAAAGAAGCCUAUGAGAUUGUAUAUAUCAGCUUCCGACACUACUAUAGGUAGCAUGUAUAUGUUAUCGAAGCCAAUAAUGCACAGUCAAAUUGGCAAAUGGACAUUAGCCCUCACUAAAUACUCGUUAGCCUUUAUGCCUUUAAGGGUAAUGAAGGGACAAAUAAUAUCAGACUUCAUUGUAGACCAUGCAGUGGUCGAAAGUCCUCAACUUCAAGUUGAGUUAAAACCUUGGAGAUUAUUCUUCGACGGUUCCACUCAUAAGGAUGGAAGUGGAGUUGGGAUCAUGAUAAUUUCUCUUGAAGGAAUUCCAACAAAACUCAAAUAUAGAAUCGAAGGUCCCCUUUGUUCUAACAAUAAAGCAAAAUAUGAAGCCCUUAUUGCAGGACUUGAGGCUUUGUUGGAAUUGGGGUCAACUAGGGUCGAAAUUAAAGAAGACUCGAAAUUAGUAAUUAAGCGACUAACGAAAGAGUACAAAUGUAUAAAAGAAAAUUUGAUUAUGUACUUCGUCAUUGCAAAUAGGUUGCUCAAAAAAUUUGAAUAUAUAGACAUAAAACAUGUUCCUAGAAUAAAAACCCAAGAAGCUAAUGAUUUAGCACAAAUAGCUUCAGGGUAUAGAAUUUCAAAAGAGAAGCUAGAGGAACUUGUCGAAGUAAGAGGAAAAGCAAUGGCUGCCAGAUUGUCUCUGACAGAUUUGGAAAGCACUCAGUUAGGAUAUACUAACAAAGAAGAGUUUGAAGUACUGGCCAUUGAUACCUUAAUGGAUUCAGAUUGGAGGAAUCCAAUUUUUUAUUAUCUCAAGGACCCUUCGAUAGAUACAGAAAGAAAAACCAAGUACAGGGCUUUAUCUUAUGUUUUGAUUGGGAAUGAAUUAUUCAAGAAAACCCUUGAAGGGAUCCUGUUGAAAUGUUUAGGAGAAAACGAGGCGUGCUUAGCAUUAUCUAGUGUACAUAGUGGAGCCUGUGGAGCACACCAGGCAGGCCAUAAGAUGAAAUUGUUGCUUUUCAGAUAUGGAAUGUAUUGGCCCACCAUGCUAAAAGAUUGUGAGCUUCAUGCAAUUAUCAAGCCUUGGCCUUUCAGAGGUUGGGCAUUAGAUCUAAUUGGGGAAAUUCGACCUACUUCAUCCAAAGGUCAAAAGUACAUACUUGUAGGAAUUGACUAUUUCACUAAAUGGGUCGAAGCAGUGCCUUUAGUAAAUGUGGAUCAAGAAACUGCCAUUGAAUUCAUUCAAAGGCAAAUAUUAUAUAGAUUUGGGAUCCCAGAAAGUAUAAGAAUAGAUCAAGGAUCAGUUUUUACUAGUCAAAAGAUGCAAGAAUUUGCAAAGGAAAUGGGUUUCAAAUUAUUAACAUCCACCCCCUAUUAUGCUCAAGCCAAUGGGCAAGUCGAAGCAGGCAAUAAAGUAAUAAUUGGUUUAAUCAAAAAACAUGUAGGGAAGAAGCCAAAAAAUUGGCACAAAACUCUAGAUCAAGCACUUUGGGCUUGUCGAACCUCCCCUAAAGAAGCUACUAACACUACACAUUUCCAACUUACAUUUGGACAUGAUGCAGUAUUACCUAUCGAAAUCUACUUGCAAUCAGUGAGAAUCCAAAGACAAGGAGAAAUUCCAUCUGACCUAUAUUGGGAAAUGAUGAUGAAUGAACUGGUUGAUUUGGACGAAGAAAGGUUGCAUGCAUUAGAAGUAUUAAGAAGACAGAAGGAUAGGAUAGUAAGAGCAUACAAUAAGAGGGUCAAAGGUAAAACUUUCAUUAUGAAUGAUUUAGUUUGGAAAGUUAUAUUACCUAUGGAUCGAAAGAAUAAAACAUUAGGAAAAUGGUCUCCACAUUGGGAAGGACCUUUUCAAAUUUUAAAAGCAUUUUCAAAUAAUGCAUACGAAAUAUAA